CUCAAAAGCAGAGCCACGGAGCAGGAGCGCCCAAAGCCGCCGUCUCACGCUGCGGGUCAAACACAAGCUGGUAUCCCCUGACAAGCUUGGAUACGAGAAGGGUAGGAGGAAUGGCUGCGCAGACCAUACAACGCAGGGUGAUUGGUGGGGGUGGAGAGGGUGGUGGUGGCAUGAGGACGGUGGAGUGCCUGAGAGGGAGGCUGCUUGCAGAGAGGGUGGCAUCCAAGGCUUCCAAGGAGGAAGCCGACCAACUGGCCAAAAGGUUGGACGAGCUGGAGAAGAAGCUCGCCGACGAGGUCAAGGUGAGGAACAAGGCGGAGAGGAGGCUCAGGAAGGCCAUCAAGAAGCUGGAGUCUCUCAGGAUCCUGGACGUCGAGCUCUCCGAUGGCUCCGUUGGGUCGCUGUUUUCCAAUGCCUGCUCCGGUCACCAGGCGCCGGAGAUGGAGGAGAGGAACAAUCCUGGCUCGUUGAGCAGCAUUGAUUCCCUGAGUUCCGGUUCUCCGGAAGCCGGUGACGCAGACGGCGAGAGCGCCGGGAUCUCCUCGGCUGGUUCCUGCACUCAGAUGAACUCCACCCAGGACGGGAGCUGGAGCUCAGUUGUGUCCGAACAAUCGGCGGCCGGUCCUUGCAUGGAUCUUGGGGGCACCAGCAACAACUGUAGUUCAGAGGAGACUGCUGAUGAUCAUGAUUCAGAGAGGCAACACGUUGCUGCAUCCGAUGGUUCAGCAAAAUCCGAACAAGACUCCCGAGACGACGACGGUGACAGGGACAGGCUAGCUCUGGUGCUGGUAGACCCGCAGCUCGUUCUAGGAGCAGACGAUGACUCAGGAAAGGAAGACAGCAAAGCGCAAACCGCAGAGCCCCAGGCCGUGGCCGUGGCUCACGGGGAAGAACAAGAAGAGAACAGGCUCGCGAUCGUUCUAGCCGACCCCCAGCCCGCCGCGGACACUGCGGCGCCGAAGCCGCACGGCGACGUGGAGUCCGUUCUCCUGGCGCUGCGGCGGGUGAAGGAGCAACUGCGCUACACGAUCGAGCGGCGGUCGCAGCUCGUCGCGCACCGGGAGCUCUACGGCCACUGAGGAAAAUCGUGAUUCGCUUCAGUCAGCUUCCAUCAGAGGUUGUGUCGUUCCUUUGGAUGAUGUAUUCAUACUUCAUAGUGUUGCAUAGAUGAGUAUCCUUAGAGAAUUGAAUAAGAUCUGCUCAUGUGGCUGUGUUGUCA
This is a messenger RNA of Phragmites australis (common reed), 1219 nucleotides long. RefSeq lists its product as uncharacterized. The coding region runs from base 111 to 1079 and encodes 322 amino acids. The transcript has 4 exons. The record is from RefSeq and is a predicted model, not a curated record. NCBI's taxonomy places the organism in Eukaryota, Viridiplantae, Streptophyta, Magnoliopsida, Poales, Poaceae.